AUGAACCGACGAGCCAAGCUUCCAGAUGUCCGCGGCCUUGGUACUUGGGAUCCAAGCUGUAGGCACACAUACUGUGAAGAAAAAGCAGGCAACCAUACUAACAGGGCCUUGUCCUCCCCCCUGAAAAAGCAAGUGUGUCGCCUCAAGGGCCAAGAAGGUCCCCAUCGGCUUGCGAGCCCGGACAUGUUCGAGAGCAAUGACUAUCUGCGCUUCAGCCUGGAGCAUCCUAGACAGACAGCCUUCGUACGAGUCUUCGUCGAGGAUGACCUAGCCAGCACUGGAACGCCAUUCAAGUUCAACUUUGAGUGUUUCGCGGAAACAGAGAAAGACCAGACAAAUCACUCCACCAACUAA
Fusarium verticillioides 7600 is the source of this 354-nucleotide messenger RNA. RefSeq lists its product as hypothetical. Bases 1 to 354 code for a protein of 117 amino acids. The record is from RefSeq and is a predicted model, not a curated record. NCBI's taxonomy places the organism in Eukaryota, Fungi, Ascomycota, Sordariomycetes, Hypocreales, Nectriaceae. The transcript has 2 exons.